Molecule: messenger RNA, 2800 nt
Organism: Scomber japonicus (chub mackerel)
Lineage: Eukaryota; Metazoa; Chordata; Actinopteri; Scombriformes; Scombridae
Gene: prss35
Product: serine protease 35
Exons: 2
Coding region: 352-1626 (424 amino acids)
Biological process (GO): proteolysis
Molecular function (GO): serine-type endopeptidase activity
Source: RefSeq, a predicted model, not a curated record
UCAGCCUUUAGUUAGAUCGCUCGGUCUGGUCCCACCCAUAUAUGAACAGCUUUUGUCACAAGUGAAAAAAAAGUCCUUUUCAGAUUUUUUUUUCCUUCCCUCCCUCCUCCUCAGCAUCAAGUGCAGCCUGAGCGGAGCGUCCCGGCUGAGACUUUCUCCCCAGCCUCUUUGAAGAAGCAAUGAGGAGAAGGGAGCCGUCUCCCUGCUGAUACUAGGACGUCUGGGAUGCACUAACAAACGUUUGUUUUCUAGUGGGAUCAUAUUUGUAUAUUUCUAGGAAAAACAAACAAUACACUGCGGAUUUGGCAUAUCCAUCAAUCGGAUGCAAGCAGAGCCAGGCCCAACUUAACAAUGGGCCCUAUACCCCUGUGUGUCCUGUUCCCGGUGACGGUGCUGGCUGUGGUGGUGGUUGUAGCUGCUGAGGUGAACACAGUUGACGAUGAGUAUACCUGGCCGCAGUGGAAGGUUCCUCUGGUAAGGAAAAGACGCACUUUGCCUCUCAGCAGCCCCAACUUCUCAGCCCAACCUCAAUCAGAGCUGAGUGGGACUUGUGGGAUUGAGUGUCAGCGUCGCCUCCCUUCACCCUCUCUGGAUGACCUAGAGGAGUUCCUGUCCUAUGAGACGGUUUACGAGAAUGGUACGCGUACAUAUACCUCAGUGUCUGUGCAGGGCCUCAACGAGGUGACAGCCUGGUCCAGAAAUAUCUCGUCAAGCUCUCGACACAAGCGAGAGGUGUACGGCACAGACACCCGCUUCACCAUCUCUGAUAAGCAGUUCUCCACCAAGUAUCCCUUCUCCACUACUGUGAAGAUCUCCACAGGAUGUUCUGGGGUUCUGGUGUCACCUAAACAUGUGUUGACCGCUGCCCACUGCAUCCAUGAUGGAAAGGAUUAUCUAGAUGGUGCUCAGAAGCUACGUGUUGGUAUACUGAAGGAGAAAUCCAGACGAGGGAAAGGAGGCAAAGGGAGAGGAGGGCGAGGAAAAGGCAAAAGGAGAAAGGGAGAGAAAGCAAAAGAGGAAGACGAAGAAAAGGACGAAGAGGAGGGGAAAGGGGACCGUAAAGGAAAAGGGAGAGGUAGAAAGAGUCGGAAUCGCCGCAGUGCAGAAUCGGAGAAACCUUCAUUUCGGUGGACCAGGGUCAAGAAGACCCAGGUGCCUAAGGGCUGGUUCAAAGGUGUGGGUGAUGGACUGGCUGCAGAUUAUGAUUACGCUGUUCUGGAGUUGAAGAAAGCCCCAAAAGUCAAGCACAUGGAUUUGGGUGUUAUCCCUUCAGUCAAGAAGCUCCCUGCUGGGAGGAUCCACUUCUCAGGCUUUGAUGAUGACAGGCCUGGAAACCUGGUGUACCGGUUCUGCUCUGUCUCGGAGGAGUCCAAGGAUCUGCUGUACCAAUACUGCGAUGCCAAACCUGGAUCCAGCGGCUCUGGGGUCUACAUUCGCCUCAAAGAGCCCGGCAAGAAGAAGUGGAAGAGGAAGAUCAUUGGGGUAUUCUCUGGUCACCAGUGGGUGGAUGUAAAUGGGAAUGGAAUGCAGGAGGAUUACAACGUUGCGGUGAGGAUAACACCCCUCAAAUAUGCCCAAAUUUGCUACUGGGUCCAUGGAGACUCAAGUGAAUGCCAGGUAGCCUAAGAUAACACAGGAUCCCAAUCAACCCCGACCAACCCUGUCCUUCAGAUCCACCUCCAGAAUCUACUCUAACCUUCACCUGCCACCACCAACCAGGGGCCUAUCGCAUCCCUCUCCUUUUCCUGCCUGUAUCUCCCGUGUUUCCCAGUGACUCCUGCUACACUGAUCAUACACAAACCACACACAGCCAUACAGACUCAGUGUUGUAAAACAACAGGAACUCGGCAACACAUAAAGAGAACUGUGGCUCUUCAGCUUUUCUAAUUUAUUUGCUAAAAAAAACAACUGAGAAAAAAACUAUGUAUGUGUUUACAGAUCAGUCAGAUCUGCAGUUUUGCUUUCUAUUUUGACUCUUUUUAAAAAAGAUUUCACCUUUUUGGAUACAAUGAUAAAUAAAUAAGCAAAGCCCUGGUGCAUUCGCCUUACAUUUUAACCAGGCUUUGAAUGGAGAGACUUGCAUUCUCAAGUGUUCUCCACCACUGUAAAAGAGCAAUGUGUGCAUUGGCUUUGACAAAAGACCCAGGAAAAAAAUAAAUGUAACUUUUGUUUUACAAAUGAACUAUAUAAAGAUACUAAGAUAACUGUUUUUAUAAACAUUUUAAUUGAAUGAGCUGGUGUUUUGCAUUGUGUAUAUGUAGAAGUUUGUUUUUUUACAAUUACCUUUUGAAAUAAGAUUAUUUUUCUGUCUUAAUAGAGAAAGAGUCCUAAUGGACCUUGAAUAGAAGAUUUUUCUGAUUUGUGAGUCUUACCAUCUUUUCUCUGUUCUUGCAACACAGUGAAAUGUGGUUUCAUUGUUGUGCACAUAAUUAUAGCGGUGCUUACCCAGAUGAUGUGGUGCUAAUUUAUGGAAUUGUAAACAUUUUUCGGGGGAGGGGAGACUGCUCAGAAUAUAUUUUGAUAGCCUAGUACUGUAACUAUGUAUUUAAUGUGAGGCUACAUAUUUUGGUUAUGUUAAGAUGGGACUGAACCAUUCAACAAUUUACUUGAGCUGUUUAGACUUCUGUAAUUCUAAGGGUUAAAUGAGAUUACAAAAGCCACAAUAAUGUUUCAUAAUAACAAAUUUAAAUCUGGAAUGUGAUAUUUUUUACUUUUUGUGUUGCUUAUGUUCCAAAGAUUCAUACAAGUGUCUUUUUUGAAUACCAAAUACCUGAAAUUUAAUGAUGCAGAUUGAAGACUA